This is a messenger RNA of Closterium sp. NIES-67, 2934 nucleotides long. The record is from the annotation of a GenBank genome assembly. NCBI's taxonomy places the organism in Eukaryota, Viridiplantae, Streptophyta, Zygnematophyceae, Desmidiales, Closteriaceae.
CAAUUCCAAGGAUCAAAGAAAAUCCGUAGGGUUCAUUCCACCUCUGAUUAUGCAAUGAGUUAGCGAUAAUGUCUUCCGUAGGCCUCCCCUAGUCCAAUAAUUAGCCACUUUCGACAAGGAAGUCUCGGUAUAGCUUGUGGUCACUUGAAUAAGAAGUAAGGCGAAAGGCCACGACCUUAGAAUUGACUUAUGAUGGAGGAUUGGAGCAACAACCCGUGGCUGCUGAAAGGCGACGACGAGGGCUUCCACGUCGACGAUUGCGUUUACGAAGAAGACGAAAUCAGUUACGCCGUCGACGACGACGAUUUGCUUCCCUGGGAGCAGCAUGUAGAGCGAGUGCACACGGCGACGGGCGUCGUUCAAGUGACGGUGUGCGGCGAUCGCGCGAACCCGCCUCUGAUAACUUACCAUGACGUCGGACUCAAUCACUCCACCUGCUUUCAGGGCCUCAUGCUCUGCGCGGACACUUCCUCGCUGCUUCUCAGAAACUUCUGCGUAUUCCACGUCGACGCGCCGGGCCACGAGGAGGACGCGGAGGAGAUCCCUUCGUCCCAGCCGCUGCUGUCAGCGGACGACCUGGCAGAGCAGGUGGCGGAGGUCGCCAGGCACUUCGCCCUCGCUGAAGUCACCCUCCUUGGAGUCACAGCUGGCGCCUACGUCCUCACGCUCUUCGCACUGUCUCACCCUCACCUGGUGCGGGGUCUCAUUCUCGUCUCUCCGCUUCUCUCCGCGCCCUCGUGGUCUGAAUGGGCGUACAACAAGGUAACAAUGAACGUCCUCUCCUAUUAUGGCAUGACGUCAUACAUCAAGGACUCGCUCUUUGACCGAUACUUCUGCCCGGCCAGGUGGGGCUUCCACGGUCCAGCCUCAGAUGCUCUCAUGUCCUUCAGAAGGGAGCUGGACUACCACGAGCCAGAGAAUCUGAUGCGCUACUUCUACGCCAUUCAGAGGCGCAGGAACCUCCUGCCUCUGCUCUCCUCGCUGCAGGUGCCGGUGCUGCUGGCAGUGGGCGACAUGUCCCCUUUCAACCUCCAGGCACGGACGGCCUUUCACCACCUGCGAGCCAAGGUCUCGGCUGGUCCCUCGGAGUCCAAACUCAAAUGGGAGGAUGAGAAGGAAAGUGGGGUGGAAGAGGAGGAAGAGGAGGGCGGGAAUGCGAGGGGCAGAAGAGGUCGGGAAAAGCAGGCGGCAGCCGUGUCAAGAGACCAUCAAGGGGGGGCUGUGGGUGACCGAGUCAGGCGGAGAGGAGGGAGGAUAUGCGAGUGGAGAGAGUGCGAGGAGAGGGGGGGUAACGAUGGAGUCGCGUUGGCUGGGGAAGACCAGGUGGGGCGAGGGUCAGAGGAAGGGUGGACGGGGGGGGCGGAGAGGGACUGGGAAAGGGAGCAGGAGAGUGAGAGUCAAGGGAGCAGCACACGGAUGGAGGAUUGGCAGAAGGGCGGAGGGUGUGUGCUGUGGGUGGAGGUGGAGGCGUGUGGGUCUCUGGUGACGGAGGAGCGACCGCACACUCUCUUCCCCUCUCUCUGCCGCUUCGUGGCUAAACUGCGCCCCACACAGUACCAGCAGUGGCAGCAGUGGCAGCAGCUCCCAGCCGCACAGUGGAGUUUGGCGCCCUGCCCCUUCCAGAGAGGUGCCACUGAUGCUGAGGCGUCUGGUGGGCUGGCAGAGGAACGGGGAAAAGUCGAGGGGGAGGCGCAAGAGGGCGAGCAGGAUCGGCAGCAGCAAAAUCAGUUGCAGCAAUGGCAACGAGUGCAUCGGCAGCAGCAAGUGCACUCAACGGCGCCAUUGUUAAGAGAUCGAAGCCACCGUGAAGCUCCCUUCUGCAUCCCUCUGUUUUCACAACACUUGACUCAGGAGCAACAUCAAGAGAAACAGCAGCAGCAUCGAGAAAAACAGCAGCAGCAGCAGCAGCAGUCGAGUGUGGUUCAGUCCAGCCAAGCAUGGCCAUCCCACACCUCUAAAGCUGCCAACCUUGUCUGCACCAUCCCUUCCCCCAUCACGUCACACCCCUUGAAGUCACCGUCCCUCUCAGGCUCCCAGCUGCCUUCUCCCUCCUCCAUCCCUCCUCUUAUCUCCCCUUCCACCUCCACUCCUUCCACCUGCACCCCAUCUGUUACCACCCCCUCCACCAGUGCUCAGUCUGUCUGCACCCCCUCGGCCCGCACCCCCCUCUUCUGGACUCCUGGCUCCACUCCAGCAGACCUGUCCCCGGCUCGCAUGCUCCCACCAUCCGCUGUCAAUCACCCACCCUUGGUAAAUCGCAGUGGUAGCGUCUCCGAAGCUGGGUUGGUUGCACUCCUACUACCAUCGGAAGCAGGAGCAGCUGGGAAGGGUGUUGGGAAGCAGAUGCUUUCGAGAGGGUGCCGGUGUGUUGGUGUGCCGGGGAGUGAGGUGGAAGGGUUACGCAGUGGGGAGGAGGUAUCAGGGGAGCGGGAGCAGUUGUUGCGGCUGGAAUGUGAGAGGGCGAGACUGCGGCCGGUUCGCAUCCAUGGCGUGGCGAGGCGGUGGGAGGAGGUGGUGCCGCAGACGGGCUUUGAGAUGUGUGGGUCGCCCACAAGCUGAGUGUGGCACUGGUGUGCUUGGAAGCCAUGUGGGGUGGCUGCAUGUCUUCCUACAAAUGAACAAGUGACUUUUGAGUCGACUCAAAAGUCUUCCUCCCAAUAAAGAGGAAUAAAGACGAGGGCUACAAGCUCUCUCGGCGGCACAAGCGGCCUCCGAACGAGCCCUCUCAGCACAAGCUCCCUCAGCGGCACGAGCUCCCACAUACAAGACUCGGUGUGUUUCACCGUUUGCUAAGAAAGCGAAAGCGCCUCAAUCGCUCCGCAUGGAGCAUUUGUAGUGGCUUGCUGUGUAGGGUUGCUGGCUGCAUAAUAAGAUGUGCCUAAUGUAAUGUCCUGUAUGAAACAUCUGAGAAUCUAAUAAAUAUUUUAUUAUAUG